Messenger RNA from Aspergillus ruber CBS 135680, 3234 nucleotides. RefSeq lists its product as uncharacterized. NCBI's taxonomy places the organism in Eukaryota, Fungi, Ascomycota, Eurotiomycetes, Eurotiales, Aspergillaceae. The coding region runs from base 326 to 2962 and encodes 878 amino acids. The record is from RefSeq and is a predicted model, not a curated record. The transcript has a single exon.
UUCUCAUACAAGAAGUAAUCUAGUUUGGGCACGAUUACACCCUCAGGCAGAGCUCAGGAACACAUCAUCUAAGCUUUAUCAUAUCGUGGUAUCUUCCCACUAACCUCUCUACCUUACCGUCUUUCCCUUUUUUUCUGUUUUUGACGUUUCUAGUAUUUCCCACGGUUCACCAGAAAAGCAACGCUCACUUCUCUACUCCUGCCCCUCCUUCCCCACGUUCUUAUAUUUGUCUCUUCGUUUUGUCUUUUUUCUAUCUUUUCUUCUUCCCUAUCUGGGCUUGCCUUUUACUGCCGGUCUAUGACAAGAUUCUCUCCUUCUGGCAAAUAUGGCUGACUCUCCCAAGCCUCCCUCCAGGCGGCCUUCCAAUAGUUCCCUGACAGCUCCACGCCUACAAUAUCCGACCUUCCCUCCUUUGAGCGCUUCUGUCGAGGAGUGGCUAUCCCGCUCACGACCGACAAUUAUGACGUCAGCACCUCCCUCAGAGCACUUGCCCUCCACCAGACCGCUGAGUGAGAGCUGGGCUACGCUGAGUAUUUCUGAUGCUCACUCAGAGGAUGGUACACGCUCUGAGCAAACAGACAUCGGGUCCUUGAUCGAUCAAACCAGUGCCGACGAUGUUGCCAGCUUCGACGGCCAAAGCGAGGUUGGUGAGAACUACGAGGACCAUGAGGACGACGACGAGGAGGAAAAAGGAUUAGAAGAAGAAGAUAAUGAUGAGGGGGCGGAUAACAGUGAUGAAGAUGGGGGAUAUGACGGCAGAAGCAUCUCUGAGUCUCAGGAACUCCCUGCCCUCUAUCAUCGCUUUGGCGGUGAUAUCGGGGACAGUGGCCUUACUGCGAAGGCUGCCUUCCAUCAAUCCACAGACUCCAUUGAGUUCAUCGAGCCAGAAAAGUGGCCCGAGGUGGAGCAGGUAGAGCUCAAGCAUACUGUUCAGAUCUUUGAGGGGGUAGAGGCUUCCCGUUUGAAAGAACAGCUGCCUCCCAAUCAGCAGAAUGCGCUCCUCACGGCCACGGUUCAACAGACCAUGACGAAACACAGCUUGGGCGUCGAUCAACCUUUCCGUGUGCUCUAUAUUGGGAACUCGGAUUUCCGGACCAUAGUCCUUGACAAGAUCGGUGACGUGCUGGUGUCUAGCUCGUGCAGCAGCUAUGAGAGUAGCUCUGCCGAGUCAUCGAGAUACCAUGUCAUCCCGACGUCCUUUGGGGCAGAUGCCGUACCCAAUUUCGCGGAACUGCUUCCAAUUCAUGUGCAGCUUAUUGUCGACGAAUGCUUGGAAGCCUCAUCUGAUCCACGAUCUGGCAAACCAAGUACCGUGAGUCUCAGGUUCAAGAAUCGUCCGUCAUGCACUUCGUACUGGACCGGAAGCGAAUACCGUCUCUCGUCUUCAUCGGAUUGGACACUACCAGAUGUAGCCAUCUUUUUCGUAUCGAGUGUGGAUGAUGCGGCAGCAGUGGAGACCCAGCAUCAAGCCCGUACCUUCAUGGAGAGACACGGGGUUCCUGCCAUGGUGAUCUCGGAAAAGCCGCUGUGGGAAAUGACUACUGAGUUGGUACCUGUCAACCGCCACAGCCUCCACAUGUGCCUGGAGUCUCGUCAUUCUCUUGGUGCGGAGCCCACUGUCCUACGGCGAUAUCCUAUUGACCUGCCGACUUUUGAAAGCAUUACUCCCAGCCAACUUAACAGAAACCUGGCUUCGUUGGCCAAUCUCUAUCCUAAGCAAGUCAACAAGGUCACGGCAGAAGCCCCUAAACCCUCUACAAUAAAGCCUUUCUCCUUCAACAUCGAGAAGUAUUCGAAGUAUAUUCCGCGCUUUGACUCUUCAAACUACUUGGACCACGUUCAAGACUUGUCCCCCUCCUUACGUCUACUUGCUAUCAUGGCCAUCUCCACCAUUGCUAUCACUUUAGGAUAUACGGUCAUGAGUGCUGCUUUUGUCUACCUUUCUCAAUAUUUCUUGCGGUCUGAUCUUUCUGAGAUUGCUUUGCCCUCCAGCAGCAUCCCCAACAGGAAUAUCAUUCCCGUCAAGACCCUGGGACAGAAUUCACUCUCCGUAAGGCAUUCGUCGGCCAGCGAAGUCCGGUCACAAAGGAAUCAAUACGAAUGCAGUACCCAGCUUGAGGAGUUAAUGGGCAUCGCGCUCUCUCCGCCAGUUAAACAAGGAAAACCGGACAGGUUCGAGCUUCAGGUGAUCGGGGAUUCUCAUGUUAUCGUGAAGCCACCACGUCGGUUUUCCGCAAAGAAGCAACCAAAGUUCGACAUCAGUGUCACUAGAUACGGGAACACCGUUCCUUACGAGCUCUCUAGGCUAUUUGAAGGUGUCUAUUCACUGAAUUUGGACCGAGAGGAUGCCUACGGGUUGGUGAACGUGACCAUCACUACCUCCAAGCCGCCACUCGAGCAGACCACUCAGGUCGAUUUUGGAACGCCGUGGCUCAAGAUUGCCAACUGGAAACGAGCAGCGUCUAUCCUAUCUACAGAGCUUGUAAGGGACUUGAACACUGCUCAGACUGGCUUGUCGAAAGCAUUUGAUCGAUUGUACACAGAUCUUCAAGUGGCCAUGGGCGAUGUCGUGAAGAGAACACAUCUUCUGCGACAAGAAGUUGAUGAUAUACGUGGAUCGACGCAUCUUUCGCUUGAAAACCUGUCGCUUGAGACGAGAAAUGCUGUCCUCGCGCGAUCCAAGCAACUCACUGAGUUUGUUCGACGUGACGCCGUCCAACCCUUUAGGGCAGCCUGCUCAGUGUUCCAAGAACAAACUAGUAAGGCCAACGCGGAGGCAAAGGAUCUCGUGGUCAAUACGUGGAGUCGAAUCAGUAGUGUUUCGGCGUCGAAGGUCGAUCUGGGGACAAUGAUGGUCCGUUUUCAAGAUGUCCGGAAAAGCGAAGCAUUGAACAAGGCACAGACGCGUGCUCGAGGGUUAAUGAGAUGGAAAGCUCAUGACUCAGAGAGACCUCAGCGGUGAUUUCUUGUGAUUUGAUGUUUUGAUGUCUUUCUGUUUUUGUUUUGGGUUGUCCACAGGCGAUCUGGGUGGUACGGUAUCUUUCUAAAGAAUUGGUUUGCUUUAUGGGGUUCACGAAGGAAAUGCGACUUAUGUAUUAAAUGCCGCGAAUAAUUGCUCGUUUGACUAUUUUUUCAUAUAUCAAUCUCAGCCUUUGAAAUAGAAAAAGUCUUACUGCGUACAAAAGUCGAGUAGGGGUCAAGGCGGUGGCACUUGCAACCUGAGGCAUUGAGGGG